Molecule: messenger RNA, 237 nt
Organism: Trichobilharzia regenti
Lineage: Eukaryota; Metazoa; Platyhelminthes; Trematoda; Strigeidida; Schistosomatidae
Source: the annotation of a GenBank genome assembly
AUGGCCGGUUGCAUAAAACGUAUACCGAACACGGUGAUAACUAGACAAGAAAGUGAUCAAAAUCAAUCAGUUCAAAUGUUUACAGGAUUAUCAACUUCAUCAUCAGUAUACGAUAAUUAUAAUAUGCAUCGUCGACAUUCAGAAUAUGCACUGAAUAAUUUAACGCAUAAAUAUUCGAAGCAUUAUCGAUCAACAGAGAAAUUUCGUGAACUAGAACCCAAGAGAAAUUUGAGUUAG